AUGAAUGAACUGUUAAAAAUAUGUUGUGAAAAUGAUCGCUGGGGUAACAUCUCAUCCUCGGCCGAGUCCACCCGUUUACAGGACUGGCAGUUUUGUGGGGAAUUGUUCUCUGCCAUACUUCCGAUCCCAAACAAAUUUCUAAAAGAAUCGCUAGAGAAGCGACAGGUGGUUAUUCGGCAGCUGGCAGAAGCAAGUAAUGGAGGCUCUGUUAUUAAUUCCGAGCAUCGAAUGGAAGAAGCAAACAAUGGAGGUCAUUCGGUUGUGAAUUCCAAGCAAAAGGUCGAAAAUUGGCUACAUAGACAGGAAACUGGAAGAUCAGAUGGAAAUCAGCAGAACCUUGGUGUUAACCCGAUUCCCGAAGACCCAGUGGAUCCCGUCUCCUCAGUACGAACCCUGACGCAAACGCAAAUUGCCGCGAGACAGGUAUUGGGAAAGGACCUGCCCGUAUUUAGUGGCAAUCCAGAAGACUGGCCUAUCUUCAUAAGUAAUUUUGAGCAGUCUACAGCGACCUGCGGUUAUUCGGAUGCGGAAAAUUUAGUGCGGCUUCAGCGGUGCUUGAAAGGAAACGCCCUGGAGUCGGAACUGGUAGAAAAGCUACCCGGCUCGUUGCGCCUUGAUUGGGCAGUUUAUAAAAAUCAUCAUGAAAUUGCAACUCUUGACACCUUUGGUGAGUUUAUGUCGGGACUGGUGACAUCAGCAAGCGAAGUUUCCUUUAGCGUUCCGGGCUAUAGUGUACCAAAGUUUACCAUGCCAAAUGAAAAUAGGAACAGCAAACCCCGAGGAAAUACGGUAAUCGUUCAAGCCCAUUGUGCGGAUGAAAAGCCAGCACAGACGCUUAGUAACAAAAGCAGUGUUAGGCCAGGCAAGCCGUGCCUAUCGUGUGGGCGAGUAGGUCAUCGAGUGGCAGAUUGCCAGCAGUUCAACAUCGCGAGCGUGGAUGAACGCUGGAAGCUGGUACAGCAAAAAGGACUCUGCAGAACGUGUCUCAAUAGUCAUGGCAAAUGGCCGUGUAGAUCCUGGCAUGGUUGUGGUGUCGAUGAAUGCCGACAGAAGCACCAUACUCUUUUGCAUUCCUCCCCUUCUUCUGAUCGAAUAAACGUAUCAUCUAGCCAUGUAACCUCUGGAGAUUUACAGUGGCCACUUUUCCGCAUACUCCCUGUUAUUUUAUAUGGCAACAAUACCUCUGAAAUAAUUUACGCCUUUAUUGACGAGGGGUCAUCCUAUACUCUCCUGGAUGAAUCUAUUGCAAGACGGCUUGGUGCUAAUGGGAAAUCGGAACCGCUAACACUGAAGUGGACUGCAAAUGUAACACGGGUCGAGCCAAAGUCACAACGUGUGCAAAUCGACAUUUCUGGUAAAAGCAAUAGUUCACGAUACUCUCUCUUCAACGCUAGGACAGUUAGUCGUCUGGUUCUGCCGACUCAAAGCUUAAAGUAUCACGAUCUAGCGAAUCGUUUUCCCCAUCUGCGCGGCCUCCCACUCGACGACUAUGAUACGAUUGAACCUAAAUUACUUAUCGGUCUGGACAAUUUGAGGUUGUGCGUUCCCCUAAAAUUACGCGAAGGAGGACAAACACAUCCGGUUGCUGCAAAAUGUCGCCUAGGAUGGAGCGUUUAUGGAUAUGUUCCAAACAAAUCAUCCCAAUCGGCGCUUCUUGGGUUUCACAUGGGAACGGUUUCCGAUCGGGAUCACGAACUAAACGAGCAGCUUCGUGAUUAUUUCACCCUCGAAGAUGCAGGAGUUACUGAUUCGUGUCAGAUCGUGAAGUCAGCCGACGAGAAACGUGCCGUACAACUGCUGCAAGAAACAACUCGGCGCACGCCUACCGGACCGAACUACGAAACAGGCCUGCUGUGGAACACGGACAGCCCGAAUUUUCCCGACAGCUACCCAAUGGCCGUCCGACGUUUGGAGGCAUUGGAACGUCGACUUCAACGAGAGCCAGACCUUCUAGAACGUGUGCGUGAACAAAUCGUGGACUACGAAAAGAAAGGAUACGCCCACCAAGCGAGUUUGACCGAAUUGACCUCGGUUGAACCCAGUCGCAUAUGGUAUCUUCCUCUAGGUGUUAUAACAAAUCCCAGGAAGCCUGGCAAGGUUCGUCUGAUCUGGAACGCAGCAGCAAAAAUAGGCGAUGUUUCCUUCAACUCUCGGCUUUUAAAGGGGCCCGAUCUAUUGACCCCUCUUCCGAUGGUAUUAUGCCAGUUUCGCCAGCACCCAGUUGCGGUGACGGGUGACAUCAUGGAAAUGUUCCAUCAACUUAAAAUACGCUUCCCAGAUUGCCAGUCCCAGCGCUUCGUAUUUCGACAUCGCACUACAGAUCUUUCUCAGAUCUAUAUAAUGGACGUCGCCACUUUCGGGUCAUCCUGUUCCCCAGCAUCAGCGCAAUAUGUGAAAAACAUUAACGCAGAUGAGUUCGCCAGCGAUUAUCCACGAGCCGCAGCAGCAAUAAAAAACAAACACUACGUGGACGAUUAUUUGGACAGCUUCGAGACUGUCGAAGAGGCUAUUGCAGUAGUUAACGAGGUCAGGCUGGUGCACUCGAAAGGAGGCUUCACUCUCCGGCGCUUCCUGUCUAACAAGUCAGACGUUUUGCAAAGAAUAGGCGAAGUGGCUGAGGAAAAUGCAAAAAACUUGCACCUUGUGCGGGACGGCAAGCCCGAGUCAGUGUUGGGGAUGAGGUGGACUCCCAAAGAAGAUGUAUUCAUCUAUUCCUUUAGUACACGAGAUGAUCUUCAAUACAUUUUGGAUCGCGACUAUAUUCCUACCAAACGCGAAGUAGCUAAAGUGGUGAUGAGUCUUUUCGACCCACUGGGUCUCAUCGCUUUCUUUCUUAUUCACGGCAAAAUCCUUAUCCAGGAGCUGUGGGCCGCGGGAAUAGGAUGGAACCAGCAAAUUUCGCAAGAUCUCAAUGAGCGCUGGCAGCACUGGGUGAAAUUACUGCAACAGCUCGACCUGCUGCGCAUACCGCGCUGUUUUUUUCGUUCGUCGACGAAACGUUCCAAUCUGCAACUUCACCUUUUCGUUGACUCAAGCGAAAGCGCGUACGCUUGUGCGGUAUACUUCCGUUUGGAAUCCGAGUGUGGUGCAGAGGUGGCGCUUGGAGCAGCUAAAACCAAGGUAGCGCCGCUCAAGACUCUAUCAAUACCUCGACUCGAGCUCAGAGCAGCGGUCCUGGGCGUCCGCCUAAUGGAAACUAUCCAGAAACAUCACACCUUUACAGUCAGUCAACGCUACUGCUGGAGCGACGCGAGUACGGUACUCGCAUGGAUUCGCUCUACUGACCAUCGGCGCUACCAUAAAUACAUCGCAGUUCGAGUUGGGGAGAUCCUAUCGUCGACACACCAAUCGGAGUGGCGGUGGGUACCAAGUAAGCAGAAUGUGGCCGAUCUAGCCACCAAGUGGAAUAAAUUACCACAUGUGACAGCAGAAAAUCCCUGGUUCCGAGGACCAGCAUUCUUGUACGAACCUGAAGAGCAGUGGCCUAAGCAGCGAAUAGUUGUUCCGACUGAGGAAGAACUUCGUCCUACCCACUUUCUCGCAGUACAUUUAGCGCCGAAUAUGGUAUUCGAAAGGUUCAAUCGCUGGACUAAAAUGCAUCGCGUGGCCGCAUAUGUUUUUCGUGGCAUUGAUAAUUUUCGUCGGCGUUUAAUGAAACAGGAUUUGCAACUCGGUAAUCUCACCAGCGACGAGCUCCGGCGAGCUGAAGAAGCGCUAAUCAAAACAGCUCAAAAUGAAUUUUAUGCAGAGGAAAUCGCUAUACUUAUCAAGUCGCAAGGAUCACCUGAAAAUCGCCACGCCACCGUGGACAAAUGCAGCUCAAUCUUCACUUUGUGUCCCUUUCUGGACGAGAAGAGCAUUUUGCGUAGUCGUGGUCGAAUCGAUGCUGCACCGUAUGCGUCGAUCGAAGCUAAGUUUCCAGCCAUCCUGCCUAAUCAACAUUUCUUUUAG
Sabethes cyaneus is the source of this 3951-nucleotide messenger RNA. RefSeq lists its product as uncharacterized. Gene Ontology annotation, molecular function: zinc ion binding; nucleic acid binding. The transcript is spliced from 2 exons. NCBI's taxonomy places the organism in Eukaryota, Metazoa, Arthropoda, Insecta, Diptera, Culicidae. The record is from RefSeq and is a predicted model, not a curated record. Bases 1 to 3951 code for a protein of 1316 amino acids.